Messenger RNA from Closterium sp. NIES-67, 3225 nucleotides. Lineage: Eukaryota; Viridiplantae; Streptophyta; Zygnematophyceae; Desmidiales; Closteriaceae. The record is from the annotation of a GenBank genome assembly.
UGAAUGGAAUGGAACCUCUGUGCCCCCAUUUCUGGAACUCCCCCCUGAGUGCUACUCCAAGCUCUCCACCAUGUCUUGUUCCAGCUCCAAGCGAUCUUUCCCCAACGUUCUUGGACAUCAUUUCGAAAGAAUCCACAUACGUGCUAGAGUCCCGCUCUCUCCGACAGCAGGAGUCGUUUGCGCACCAGUAGACUGUCCCCACGCAAACAACUAAAAGUCGCUCUCACGUCAGUAAGAGAAGGGUAUUUCCGGCAAGAGGGCGAGCUAUCGAGCUAUCGAGCUAUCGAGCUAUCGAGCUAUCGAGCUGUCGAGCUAUCGAGCUAUCGAGCUAUCGAGGUAUCGAGGUAUCGAGGUAUCGAGGUAUCGAGGUAUCGAGGUAUCGAGGUAUCGAGGUAUCGAGAUAUCGAGCUAUCGAGCUAUCGAGCUAUCGAGCUAUCGAGCUAUCGAGCUAUCGAGCUAUCGAGCUAUCGAGCUAUCGAGCUGCAGUAAUUUCCCGCUUUCAAGCCUACCGGCGUGUAUACGAUGCCGCCUAGUAGUAUCAUGAUCCUACCAUCAUCCCGACUCUCCAUGCCGUCACCACGAACUCCCACGUUCCACGGCGGCGUUACGGCAUCAUGGGCAGCCGCCGCUCUCCUCGCCGUGAUCCCGCGACGCGCCUGUCGUGACGUGCGAAUCCCGGCCGUCCUGCUGCUCGCCUUGCUGCUCUCACUUCAGCUCGGACCGCAAACGCGAGGCGGGAUGUUGCUCGCAAGAGCGGCCCGGGAUACCGCGGCGUGGAUCCACGAAGCCGAUGCGAGAUGGCUCACAGUGGUGAUGGGCGCAUGGGGAAAGCAGUUCCAGGGGUGGCGGAAGGAUGGGCCCUGCGAGAACGCAUGGGGGCUGACAUGCAAGGACGUGUCGGGGCAUAUCGACUCCAUGCAGCUUCCAUCGCAGCAGCUGAGAGGAGGCAUUCCGUCUGUCAUGGGCCACUUCACUCUCCUCACACGCCUGGACUUGAGCUCAAACCAACUCUCCAGCUCCAUCCCUCACUUCCUCGGGUCCUUAGUCAGCCUGCAAUAUCUGGACCUGAGCAGCAACGCGUUCACAGGAGCCAUUCCCAGCAGCUUCAGCAGCCUCGUCCACCUCAGAUCGCUCUCUCUCCACCGCAACAACCUCUCAGGCGCCAUCCCCCCUUCCCUCGCCCAAGCCAAGGCCCUUUCGCUCCUGGAUUUGAGCAAUAACGGGUUCACUGGGUCGAUUCCUCCCCAGCUCGCUUCCCUCACCAACCUCACCGCCUUGUGCGCUGCGCUCCCCCUUGCUUCUUCUUCUGCUGAGGCGCCUCAACACUAGACUUUUGCGAGACCUGGCCACUAACGAGGGGCUCACCAGCAGCAUACCAGAGCAACUGGGCAACCUCACAUCCCUUGUUUCGCUCAAGCUCGGGUCAACUCAGCUCAACGGCUCGCUGCCUCUCAGCUUAAGCCGUCUCACGCAACUCACCAUGCUGGACAUCGGCAACACAUUAAUUAGUGGCUCGGUGCCGGCUUUCCUCGGCAUCCUCUCCAAUUUGCUCACAUUCGUUAGGAGCAGCAACAUGACAUGCAGCAGCAGCACCAACAGCACCAGCAGCACUGGCAGCAACGGCAGCAGCAGCGUGUGCGCUCUCCUCAACGCCUCGUCGUUCUCGUCCAACUCAGCCUUCUGCCGCGAAUGCUCGGACCUCUGCACCACCUGCCUUCCAGCCCCUCCCCCGCCCACCACUCCCUCACAGCCCUUCGAAGGCAGCACCUCUUCCUCUUCGUCCACCGGCCUCAUUGUUGGGGUGGUUGUGGCAGUGGUCGCUGCCCUGCUGGUGCUGGGCGCGCUGCUGUGGUGGUGGAGGAAGAGGAGGCAGCACAAAGAGCAGUCAGGCCCAUCGCCCUUCACGGUGGCAGUGGGGGAGGGCGAGGAGCCCCUGUACUGCCAGCAGUACUCGAUAGAGGAUGUGCGGCGGGCCACGGCGGACUGGGGGGAGAGGAACCGCGUGGGCACGGGGGGCUUUGGGGACGUGUUCAAGGGGGCGUCGCCGUACGACACGAGCGUCUUCUGGGCUGUCAAGCGAGCAAGGGUUCUCACAAACGACUUCCUGCAGGAGGUGGAGCACAUGGCCAGCAAGAACCACCCAUGUCUGGUGCGCCUGCUGGGCUUCUGCCGCGACUACAACCCACGCACGCAGCAGAUGGAGCAGAUCGUGAUCUAUGAGUACAUGGACAAUGGGGACCUUUCACAGUGGACCCGACCAGGCGGCAAGCACCUGACAGCAAGUCAGCUGCUGGACACGCUGCUGUCAGUGGCGCAGGGCCUGUCGUACCUGCAUGGCUUUGGCAUCGUGCAUCGCGACAUCAAGCCGGGGAACAUUCUGCUGGAUAAGAGCAUGCAGGCCAAGCUAUCGGACUUUGGUCUGCUGAGGAUGAGCGAGAGCAGCACACUCAAGUCAACUCGAGUCAUGGGAACACCGGGCUAUGUCGACCCCACCUACACCCAAACACGCAAGGCCACAACCGCAGCCGAUGUGUACAGCUUUGGCAUUCUGAUUCUGGAGCUCAUCACAUGCAAAAAAGCCGUCUUCGCUGUCAACGACCGCCCCGUUCACGUCCGCGACUGGGUGUCACAGCAGCUCCAUUCAGGCAGUGUCAACUCGGAUGACUCCACCACCGACAGUUCACUUGAUGCACCACGUGAGCUGCACGCAAGCGCUUACUCACUCGACGUUAUCGACCCGCGCCUUGCCAUGCCCCAGCCCAUUGCCUUGCGACUCCUCCACCUUGCGCUCUCCUGCACCUCCAUGUCGCUGGCCUCCCGCCCCUCCAUGAUGAAGCUGGUGCUGGAGCUGGAGACUCUCAGGAAUGAAUGCCUUGCCACGCGGCCUUCUCUUGUCUAUGAGUAACAGCCAGCGACUCCUCCGCCUCGCUCUUUCCUGCACCACCAUGUCAUUCGUCUUCCGAAUUUCGGGCUUCGCAUAGCGAACUUCUUCGAAAGUUCAAGAUGUACAUACUAGAAUUAUGGUUUGAUUUAAGUUGUUCCAGUACAAAUGCUUAUACUAGUCAUAUAACUGCACCGCAAUAAUGUAGAGUGUAUUGGUUGAGUUGUGAGAACUUGUGGUGUACCUCCCUUAUGGUGGGCCACCUCCCAAACCCCUUAGAUUGGAUUCUCUCUUGUGUGGAAGUCAUUUUUGGAUUGGAUUGUUCAUAAAUGUAGAUCAUGCCC